AUGAAAUUAAUUUCAAUUUUAUUUUUUUUAUUUGGCAUUUUAUUUUUUUUAAAAAAUGUUGAAAGUGCAAGUGAUGUAGUUUGUUCAUUUGGUUAUCAAGCUUGUGGAAAUAACUGCUAUAGUCCAUCAUCAGGCCAAAAAUGCUAUCCAGGUGGUGUAGUUUGCUCAUUUGGUUAUGAAGCAUGUGGAAAUAAUUGCUAUAGUCCAUCAUCGGGUCAAAAAUGUAAUCCAGGUGGUGUAAUUUGUUCAUUUGGUUAUCAAGCAUGUGGUAAUUCUUGUUAUAGUCCAUCGUCAGGUCAAAAAUGUUAUCCAGGUGGUAUAAUUUGUUCAUUUGGUUAUGAGGCAUGUGGUAGAUCUUGUUAUAGUCCAUCAUCAGGUCAAAAAUGUUAUCCAGGUGGUGUAAUUUGUUCAUUUGGUUACCAAGCAUGUGGAAAUACUUGUUAUAAUCCAUCUGCUGGUCAAAGAUGUUUUAAUUAA
Dictyostelium discoideum AX4 is the source of this 477-nucleotide messenger RNA. RefSeq lists its product as hypothetical. The transcript has a single exon. The coding region runs from base 1 to 477 and encodes 158 amino acids. NCBI's taxonomy places the organism in Eukaryota, Evosea, Eumycetozoa, Dictyosteliales, Dictyosteliaceae. The record is from RefSeq and is a predicted model, not a curated record.